Closterium sp. Yama58-4 is the source of this 3315-nucleotide messenger RNA. The record is from the annotation of a GenBank genome assembly. NCBI's taxonomy places the organism in Eukaryota, Viridiplantae, Streptophyta, Zygnematophyceae, Desmidiales, Closteriaceae.
AUGGCGACUAAGGACUCUUUACCCAAGCCAAUCACAGCCGCGGACGACGUGAAGGAGGCGCCACACACGGUGAUGAUCCUGAAGCGGCCGUACGAGAACGUGCAGGACCAGUACAGCAUGGGCAAGGAGCUGGGGCGCGGGCAGUACGGCGUGAUCCGCGAGUGCAAGGACAAGAUGACGGGCGUGUCGUUCGCGUGCAAGUCCAUCAGCAAGACGAAGCUGAGCGGCACGCGCGAGGUGGAGGACGUGCAGCGGGAGAUUAAGGUGAUGGAGGUGCUGCGCGGCCACUCGGCUGUCAUCGAGCUCCACGCGACUUACGAAGACCAGAAGCGCGUGCACCUGAUAAUGGAGCUGUGCGAGGGCGGGGAGCUGUUUGAGCGCAUCAGCCAGCGGCACCACUACCCGGAGGACGAGGCGGCGCUGCUCACACGCACGCUCAUCUCCGUCGUGCAGCACUGCCAGGCGCACGGCCUCAUGCACCGCGACCUCAAGCCCGAGAACAUCCUGCUCGUCAACCGCAAGUCGCACACGCAGGUCAAGGUCGUGGACUACGGGCUCGCCGCCUUCGUCAAGCCGGGCGGCAAGCUGACAACAAUGGCGGGCAGCGCGUACUACAUAGCGCCCGAGGUGCUGAACAACAACUACGGCAUGGAGGCGGACAUGUGGAGCGUGGGAGUCAUCCUCUACAUCCUGCUGUGCGGGCUGCCGCCCUUCUGGGCGGAGAAGGAGGAGGGCAUAUUCGAGGCCAUCAAGACGGGCAAGGUGGACGUGUUCAGCGGGGGGUGGGAGAGCGUGUCCAUGGACGCCAAGGACCUCGUGCUCAGGAUGCUCACCAGGGACCCUCAGAAGCGAAUCACGCCGGAGAAGGCUCUCGCGCACCGGUGGAUAAAGCAGCACUGCAGCAACGCAGCAGACCAUCUCCCGGGGCUGCCCGCAAAGCCAGUAACAGCGGACUCGCGGGCGUUGGCUGCAAAAGGCGGCGGUGGGAGCAGUGACAGGGCGAGGCGGAGCAGUUCUAACGUGAGCCGCACCAAGACUGCUGAUACUGGCGCGCUGCUGGCCGCUCUGGCGGAUCUGCAGGACGGCGGGGGCGGAGGGGGAGGCGGGGGCGGGGAGAGGGGAGGCGGGAGGCACAGGAGAACUGGGUCCCGCGGGACAGACGCUGGGGAAGAUGAGGAGGAGCGGAAGCGGCACAGGGACCGGGACCGGGACGGGGGCAAGGGAGGGAAGAAGCAGGAUGACAGCGUGAAGGAGAUGUUUGCAGCGGCGAAGGACGCGCUAAGGGGCAAGGAGAAGGACGGAGGAGGGGGGAAAGAGGAUAAGGAACGGCUGGCGAAGCUUCUGGCAAAGAUGGAGGAGGUUAAGGCGUGGGAGAAGGACCGGACGGGCGGGCGGCCUUCGUCGUCUGCUUCUCGGAGCAGCAGGCGGGGGGACGACGGGGAUGAGAAGGGCGGGAGGGAGAGAGAUGGCGCUGGGUCGAGCCGGUUUCCGAGGGAUUCGAGCACGUCUAGCCGGAGCAGUAAUGCUGAUCGGCUGUCGCGGUAUAGGUCUGAUGCUGCGAGCAUGCUGGGUGCUCUAGAGGAGGAAGGGGGGUCCCGCCUCCGGGGAAGCGGCAGCAGCAGCCGGAGGCAAAUGGAGAGCCCGUCAGGCUCGGGUGGGUCUGGCCGGGAACGAAGCGGCGGUGCAGGCUCGGGGCGGUCGUUGCAGGUGCUGGAGGAGUCAGAUGCGGAAGGAGGGGGGUGGACUAGUGCGAGGAAAGAGGGAGAGUCGCCAGGAUCGGGAAAGGAUAAGAAGAAAGGAGGGGAUCAGGAAAAGGGGGGAGCGGAUGAAGCGAAGGGAGAGGAGGGAGGGGAUGAGGAGGGUGGCAGGGGGAAGGUGACAGCAAAUGGAGUGGCGGAGGAGGGGGAGGCGGGGGAAGGUGGGGGGGAUGCGGAAGGGGCAGGUGGGGAGGAGGGCAAGACAGGGGAUGCGGUGGCAGAAGGGGGGGGCGGAGCUGGUGUUCCACUGCGCUCCCCCAAGCGCGGCGGGCGGGAUGGGGAGGACGGGGAUGACAGUGCUCUGUCUAGGAACAAGUCUGUGAGUGCUUCGUGGCUUGAAGCGGAAGAGGUGAAGCGGGGAGAAGGAGGCGGGCAUGAGCGGGGUGAUAGGGACGGCCGGAGGGACCGAGGCGGGAGGAGAGGGGAGGACGGUGGGGAGUUUGGAGGGUUUGGUGGAGGGGGGAGGGAGAGGGGCGGCGGAUGGGAUGAUGACGAUCGGAGCGACAGAAGCCGGGAGAGAAACAGGGACCGGGACAGGGACCGCUUUCGUCCUUCCGCCCUGCUCACCAUGUUCCGUUCCGCCAAGCGCGUUCUCCUCCCCGCCGCGCGCGCGGCCGCCGGCGUUGCGCGGAUCCACGGAUCCGCCGCUGCGUCCGCCGAGUCGGCGAGCCUAGCGGAGGCUUACAAGCGCGUAGCGCCGCAGCUGGACGUGCCGUCCACGCCGCUGACUUACCUCAAGGAGCGUCCCGCCGUGUCGGCCACGAUCCCGGAAAAGCUCACGCUUAACCUCUCUCUACCUCACGCUAUGCCGUACAGCGCGAAAGAGGUGGACAGCGUGAUCAUCCCUGCCACGUCAGGCCAGAUGGGCGUGCUUCCAGGCCACGUGGCGUCCAUUGCGGAGCUCAAGCCGGGCCUGCUGACAGUGAUCGAGGGAACAACCGAAACAAAGCUGUUCGUGAGCAGCGGGUUCGCGUUCGUGCACCCCAACAGCGUGCUCGACGUGGCAGCCGUUGAUGCGGUGCCGCUGGACCAGAUCGACGGCGAGGAGGUGAAGAAGGGCCUGGCUGCGGCGCAAGCCAAGGUGGCGAGUGCAACGACUGAUUUGGAGAAGGCAGAGGCUCAGAUCAGCGUGGAUGUGCACAGUGCUCUCAGUGCUGCCCUGGGGCUCGAGCCCAUGCCCUCCAACUCUGCCCAUUCUCGCCGUCAACCGCGCGCAACCGCCGCCCUCCUUCUCCCAUCGCUACUCGCGCCUCUUCCUCCCGCCAUGGCCAGCCGAACGCUGGAGCGAAUAGCGCUCGUCUGUUUCGCGACCUACACUGCGUACUCGCUAUUGCAUCGCCCGCAGGAACCAUCCCCAGCUGUCCGCGGCGCGAUAACAGCAGCAAGGGAGGCGACAGACGCAAUGGCAUCGCAGGUUGAGGAACGGGUGCCGCACAUGUUUCACUUCUUGGAGGACAAUCUCAUGAUCGAGUGGUGGGACUGUGACUUCAAAGCAUGGUACUACCGUCCUUAUCGAGACAUCGUAGAGGCCAAGCUGGGAGGAACAGAGUCAGGUUAG